Messenger RNA from Aspergillus wentii DTO 134E9, 1332 nucleotides. RefSeq lists its product as uncharacterized. NCBI's taxonomy places the organism in Eukaryota, Fungi, Ascomycota, Eurotiomycetes, Eurotiales, Aspergillaceae. Bases 1 to 1332 code for a protein of 443 amino acids. The record is from RefSeq and is a predicted model, not a curated record. The transcript has a single exon.
AUGCUGUCUCCAUCGCUUGGAUUUUCUAGAAAGGCCCCCCCUGUGAGACCUUCUCGAUCUCUCGAAGGGUUGGAAAAGGUCGUUCCUCCCCCUCGUCCACCUCGUCCUGAGUUGCGCCUCAACAAGCCUCUACCAUCGCCUCCUCCCCAGAGGAUCUCGACCACCUGGAGCGACGAUACCAGUACCAUCGAGAGUUUUGGAACACCCACUCCUCGCGACUCCAGAGCUUCCGGCGAAAGCUUCCCUAUCUUUGUCAGUACAGAUCCCGAUGAUCUGGUUCACAUUGUCGAUCAGACGUCGGAUGACCCCAUGUCAACCCUAGACCAUCACCACAGUCUUCAUAUCGAUACUUCGGCCAAGCCUCAUCCUGAGACAGAGGCUCCAGGUCUUAGAACAUUUCUAUUCGAAGAGCGAUAUGCACCUCCACCUACGUGGUCCCCGUCAAACCAAUCGGGGCCGAACCAUUACUUCAGAGAGAAGAAAUGGGAUUUCUUCCCGGAACUAGCUACGCCUUCUGCCAUUAACAGUCCGGUUGCGGAUGAUACUGAGAGCAAAAGGCGCAAGAACAAUCCCAGUCUCCUGCAAAAGAACCUGGGGCGAUGGAACUCCUCAGAACGCGGUGUGACAAUCGCUCAUGAAGUCCGGGACUCGAUUCGCUCUUACGUUCAUCGAAAUAUCACGAAGAAGGGUUCUUCGGAGAAGUCGAAACAGGAUCCCCGACCGUUGACAGCGCCGGACUGGUCAUAUGAGGAAGAGCUUCCCAAGACGCCGGCUUUGACCUACAGCGACCAGUCCGAUAGUGGAAGCUCUGCCAUGCAGCAAAGCUACGUCAAUGUCGCCGAGCAGAUGAAGACAUUGUCAGUAGCGACGGACGAGGAUCCGGUCGAACGCUGCGAGACCUCCAAGUCUAUCCCCAUGCAACGACCAAAACAGCUCGCCGUACCUUUCUCGCCAUACCAACAAUACGGAGCAGCUGUCUGGGAUAAAAAUGGGAGCCCCAGGAGAGUCAACUCCCGACAGGGCCGCAGCGUGCGGUUUCCCCGAUAUCGAGAUCAGAGGAGGGUGCCGUCCUUGGACUGUUCGACACAUGGCCAUGCAUGUGCCAAUGCAACACCACCAUUAUCUCCGCCGAUCCGGUCGCCGUUACAGCAGAGUGUGAAGGCCUUGCAGGUGAGCACCAACAGCAUGCUGGGUGCAAUUGGCGGGGCAAAGAGAAAGAUGAGCAAGAGCAAAGCAGACAAGAAACGAGCGCAGUUGAAGUCGAAAAUCAGGCUCAUUGGUCCGGUAAACCCAUACACGACAUAUGGACGAGUUGACCCUUGGGACUUCUAA